Glarea lozoyensis ATCC 20868 is the source of this 1095-nucleotide messenger RNA. RefSeq lists its product as uncharacterized. The transcript has 2 exons. The record is from RefSeq and is a predicted model, not a curated record. The coding region runs from base 1 to 1095 and encodes 364 amino acids. Lineage: Eukaryota; Fungi; Ascomycota; Leotiomycetes; Helotiales; Helotiaceae.
AUGGUUACCCAACUUACCCAACUUCUGACAGGAAACUCGAGAUCUCAUGGCAAUUGCACGACGCUAAAAAAGCAAUCAAUAAAUCGAAAAUCCUCGUUCUCAAAUGGGGAUUUGGGAUACGACCAAUCACGGCCAUUUACGUUCUAUGAUCUUCGACGAGAGAUAAUAUUUGCGCCAGAAAAUACAACUCCCCACACAUUUUUCGCAAGUGAGGGACUGACUAAUAAUUCCCAAGUUUUACGUGAGUUGAAUAAGAAGAAUUUCGAGGACACGAACAAGCGAAACCAGGAACUGAAUGUCGCUCUAUCAAACUUAGAUCUUGAGAACCAAGAGCUGAAGACCAAAAAUGAGCAAAUCACCAAGCUUCUUGCCGAGCAAAGAGAAAACUUUGAGCUCGAAAUUUUGACUCUCAAGCAAGAGCUGGAGACAUCCCGUACUAAAGUUGGAGAGUUAUCGGCACAUGCAAGGGCUCAUGAUGAUUAUGUUGCUGAGCUUAAGGAAGAAAACGCCGAUCUCGAUUUCAAAUUGAUAGAUAAAAGAGCCGACGAUGCGGAAAUUUAUUUAUCAAUGGAGCUUCUCUCCCAAAGGACUCAUUUGGUCGAUGGUAUUCGGAAGAUGGAUCUCUCGGAGCACGAAUCUGUAGAACUGAUUCGAAAAUUCUCAAGGUUUCCUUUCACGAUUUACACGAGUGAUGAGGAUAGUAGUGGCUUAGAAAACUUGUCACCGGAAGAACUCGCUAUACAAAAAUAUGUCUGUGGGACAGUCAAAGAUUUGACUCGAUAUUUCAUCAACUACGCUCGCACUAAGGCAGUACCAAUUGGUUCCAAAGCUGCUCCCGACUCUCAAGAAACUGCAUUUCAGAACUCCGUAUCUUCCUCGGGAGAAUCUCGCUAUACAGUAUGCUCCGCUACUGGUGGCGAUGAAGAUAACAGCAGAAACAUCAAGCCCUCUUUGGAGAAUGGCUGGGCAUGUUACCAUACCGUAAACAGAGCCGGCAAAAGCGAGCCUUGUGGAUUUCCAAACGAGUAUGGAACUAAGCAAUGUGGGCUCUGCAAAAAUGAUUUCACUCCUCACGCUAGCGAAUUGGGAGAAUGA